Molecule: messenger RNA, 1393 nt
Organism: Cajanus cajan (pigeon pea)
Lineage: Eukaryota; Viridiplantae; Streptophyta; Magnoliopsida; Fabales; Fabaceae
Source: RefSeq, a predicted model, not a curated record
UUCCACACUUUUCAAUUCCACAUUCUCAGUUCAGUCACAGUGUGCCAUAACAACAUUUUUUCUCCGCACUUCCUUCACUCAGUCAUGUCUAUGUCCCGAGAUAACUGGGUUACCAAGGCCAUGGCCGACGACACCAUUGUCGCCGAGGAGCUCCUCCGCUUCCGAUACCAGAGGCCCUCCGUUCUCCGCCGCUGGGGCGGCCAUCAGCGCCGCACCCAGAGGAUACUGGUCGGCGUGGGCCGACCUUCCCGCGCCAGCCCCACCACGCCGCUCACUUGGACCUCCGCCACCUCUGUCGACGGCUACGAGGGCUCCACUCGCGCCACCGCACCGCCGCCACUCAAUGCCUCACAAUCUAAGGCUGCGGAUCAAAGUGAAAUUGUUGUCGCUAAAAAGACAAAGAAAAGGCAUCUAACCGAGUUACAACGGGAUGAGAAAAUGAAGCAAAUCGAAAGGAAUAAUUUGAAAGAUGAACUGGCAGCAAUGAAUCUUUCAUUUGAGAGAGAAAGAGACUCGAGCAAAAGUAUAAAGAAACUGAAGAUUCGAUUGAUGGCACGAGAGACUUCUAAUUCAGAACAAGCUGUCCUCGACCCACCUCAGCCUGUGGAGGCUCACUGUGAUCCUUCUAACUUAGCUUCAGCGCAAACAGUCCAAGACAGGAUUCCUGAGAAUGAAUCACUUAUUUGUGCAGCAAGUACAAGUACAAGUGCAGAUGCAGCUGAAGGUGCAAGUGCAAGUGCAAGUGCAGAUGCAGGUGCAGGCUCAAGUGCAGAUGCUGGUGCAAGUGCAAGUGCUCCCUCGAGCCAAGAAGAGAUUAAAGGCCAGAAACCAUUCUUGUUGCCUGAUCUAAAUCUACUUCCAGAUGAGUAUAACACCGACUUUCUUGGAUCAAGCUCGUAAAGAAUAUUCAGCACACUUAUAUUUAGAUUGUGAUCGUUGUUUGCCAUGCGCAACAUAAUACAUAACUUGUGUUAAAUGUAUUUGUUGGUGGCAAACCGAUCACCUUCCCCCAUAGUCAAAAUUAUUGGGAACUAAUUUUUUAAUUCAUGAUGAUACUGAGGGUAGUUUAGAAAUCCUUAUACAUCAGUCAUAGUUCCAUUUUUUUGUAUACCUGUUUUUACAUGGUCCAAAUAUUCUUCGGGGCAAACGUCUUUCCUUUUCCUCCUUCAUUCUAGAAAUAUUUACUAAUAGAUGUAAUUACAUAUUUACAUGAUAGACUGAUAAGAUUUGUGAUUUAUGAGUGGUCUCAAGUUCACUGUGGUUUGAAGGAGAAAUACUUUGUUAUGGAUUUAAAUCCUCUUUUGUUGGGUCAAAUAUUUGGUUUGACAACGUAUUUGGACUCACAUUGACAGACCUAUUGGUCACAAGGAGAGUGGUAGCAAAGUUGGAGAAU